Balaenoptera musculus (blue whale) is the source of this 4669-nucleotide messenger RNA. RefSeq names its product dynamin 1 like (gene DNM1L). The transcript has 20 exons. Gene Ontology annotation, biological process: mitochondrial fission; mitochondrial fragmentation involved in apoptotic process. Gene Ontology annotation, molecular function: GTP binding; GTPase activity; microtubule binding. The record is from RefSeq and is a predicted model, not a curated record. Lineage: Eukaryota; Metazoa; Chordata; Mammalia; Artiodactyla; Balaenopteridae. Gene Ontology annotation, cellular component: membrane; mitochondrion; microtubule. The coding region runs from base 106 to 2322 and encodes 738 amino acids.
GCUCCCUAGGAGAGGGCGGAGGAGAGGAGGAAGGAAGCGGACUCUGGGUCCCGGCCCCAUUCAUUGCCGCGGCCGGCCGGGCGGGGGUUCGGUAUUUUCCGAGUUAUGGAGGCGCUAAUUCCUGUAAUCAACAAGCUCCAGGACGUAUUCAACACGGUGGGCGCCGACAUCAUCCAGUUGCCUCAGAUCGUGGUGGUGGGAACGCAGAGCAGUGGAAAGAGCUCAGUGCUAGAAAGCCUAGUGGGGAGGGACCUGCUUCCCAGAGGCACUGGUAUUGUCACCCGGAGACCUCUCAUUCUGCAGCUAGUCCAUGUUUCACCCGAAGAUAAACGAAAAACAACAGGAGAAGAAAAUGACCCUGCUACAUGGAAAAACUCAAGACACCUUUCUAAAGGGGUUGAAGCAGAAGAAUGGGGUAAAUUUCUUCACACCAAAAAUAAGCUUUACACAGAUUUUGAUGAAAUUCGACAAGAAAUUGAAAAUGAAACAGAAAGGAUUUCAGGAAAUAAUAAGGGAGUAAGCCCUGAACCAAUUCAUCUUAAGAUUUUUUCACCCCAUGUUGUCAAUCUGACACUUGUGGAUUUGCCAGGAAUGACUAAGGUGCCUGUAGGUGAUCAACCUAAGGAUAUUGAGCUUCAAAUCAGAGAGCUCAUUCUUCGGUUCAUCAGUAAUCCAAAUUCCAUUAUCCUCGCUGUCACUGCUGCUAAUACAGAUAUGGCAACAUCAGAGGCACUUAAAAUUUCAAGAGAGGUAGAUCCAGAUGGUCGCAGAACCCUAGCUGUAAUCACUAAACUUGAUCUCAUGGAUGCGGGUACUGAUGCCAUGGAUGUAUUGAUGGGAAGGGUUAUACCAGUCAAACUGGGAAUAAUUGGAAUAGUUAACAGGAGCCAGCUAGAUAUUAAUAAUAAGAAGAGUGUAACUGAUUCAAUCCGUGAUGAAUAUGCUUUCCUUCAAAAGAAAUACCCAUCUCUGGCCAAUAGAAAUGGAACAAAGUAUCUUGCCAGGACUUUAAACAGGCUACUGAUGCAUCACAUCAGAGAUUGCUUACCAGAGUUGAAAACAAGAAUAAAUGUUCUAGCUGCUCAAUAUCAGUCUCUUCUAAAUAGCUAUGGUGAACCUGUGGAUGAUAAAAGUGCUACUUUACUCCAGCUUAUUACCAAAUUUGCCACAGAAUAUUGUAACACUAUUGAAGGAACUGCAAAAUAUAUUGAAACUUCAGAGCUAUGCGGUGGUGCUAGAAUAUGUUAUAUUUUCCAUGAGACUUUUGGGCGAACCUUAGAAUCUGUUGACCCACUAGGUGGCCUUAACACUAUUGACAUUUUGACUGCCAUUAGAAAUGCAACUGGUCCUCGUCCUGCUUUGUUUGUGCCUGAAGUUUCAUUUGAGUUACUGGUCAAACGGCAAAUCAAACGUCUGGAAGAGCCCAGCCUCCGUUGUGUGGAACUGGUUCAUGAAGAAAUGCAAAGGAUCAUUCAGCACUGUAGCAAUUACAGUACACAGGAGUUGUUGCGGUUCCCUAAACUUCAUGAUGCCAUAGUUGAAGUAGUGACUUGUCUUCUUCGUAAACGGUUGCCUGUUACAAAUGAAAUGGUCCAUAACUUAGUGGCAAUUGAACUGGCUUAUAUCAACACAAAACAUCCAGACUUUGCUGAUGCUUGUGGGUUAAUGAACAAUAAUAUAGAGGAACAAAGGAGAAACAGGCUAGCAAGAGAAUUACCUUCAGCUGUAUCACGAGACAAGUCUUCUAAAGUUCCAAGUGCUUUGGCACCUGCCUCCCAGGAGCCCUCCCCUGCUGCUUCUGCUGAGGCUGAUGGCAAGGUUGCAUCUGGAGGUGGUGGGGUUGGAGAUGGUGUUCAAGAACCAACAACAGGCAACUGGAGAGGAAUGCUGAAAACUUCAAAAGCUGAGGAGUUACUAGCUGAGGAAAAAUCAAAACCAAUUCCAAUUAUGCCAGCCAGUCCACAAAAAGGCCAUGCUGUGAAUUUGCUGGAUGUGCCAGUUCCUGUUGCACGAAAACUAUCUGCCCGUGAACAGCGAGACUGUGAAGUUAUUGAACGACUCAUCAAAUCUUAUUUUCUUAUUGUCAGAAAGAAUAUUCAAGACAGUGUGCCAAAGGCAGUAAUGCACUUUUUGGUUAAUCAUGUAAAAGAUACUCUUCAGAGUGAGUUAGUAGGACAGCUGUAUAAAUCAUCCUUAUUGGAUGAUCUUCUGACUGAAUCCGAGGACAUGGCACAGCGCAGGAAAGAAGCAGCUGAUAUGCUAAAGGCAUUACAAGGAGCCAGUCAAAUUAUUGCUGAAAUCCGAGAGACUCAUCUUUGGUGAAGAGAACUAUGUAAUACUGAGACUCCACUGACUUGCUAGUUACUGCCUACUUGAGUAGAAUUUUAUUUAUGAACUCCUGUGUAUUGCAAUGGUAUGAAUCUGCUCAUGUGAAGACUGGCUAUAAACUGAAAAUUAUACUCUGUAUUGCAGAACGAAUCACACAUUUAAUCCAAAUAAUAAAUGGCUGUUUCUAAAAUUUCCUAGUAUAUAUAAAAUACAUCGUCUGUCUUGUGACAGUUUCAUCUGAACUUAAAAAGAACUGUUAAUAGUUCUAGUUGUACAAGCAGUUUGUCUGUGGAUAAGAUGACCUGUGUAAUCUGCUAGUAGUCUUAAAGCUGCUGCCAUAGCCCUUCAAGAAGAAUGCACCAAGACACCAUGUCAUACGACUAUAAUGCAUGCACUAUUAUUUAAACCGAACUGGCUUUGAAAGAGGUGGGUUGACAAGUUACUCAGUAGUCAGUCACUAUUCCACCUGUUCUUUGAUUUAGUUUUAUUGAGCUUCUCUGAAACCUUUGAUGUGUUUGUAAGAAAGCUGAACACACGAGAGGAUCUGUAACAAACAUUGACAAUGAUGUGAUGUGCAUAAUGUGUAGCUACAGUCCUUCCACUUCUGGGUCCACAUUCCCCUGGUGCGUUAAAAAUUACAAUAUCAUCUUUGAUCUUACUUAAACCUGGAAGCGUGAAUUAUGUUUUCCUGCAUUAAGAACAUCUAGCCUUGAUUAUCUAGUAAGACUUGGUAAUGACCAUCUUUCCUUUUAGUUUUCAGAAGUCCUAAUAAAUUCCCCUUGGUUUUCAAAUAUCAUAGUAAUAAUUCAGAUACAUUUUUAAAUUGGAGCCCUCUGACCACGCUUCAAGAUUCACUUGGAGGUGGGACUUAAAACCAAAUACUGUGGUGAUUUUAAGUGUAUCUUCCUAUUAGUUGUUAAUAGUUACUUUUGCUUCACACCAACAAAGUACAUUAGAAUAGAAAGUAAUGGUGGGGCUUUAUUAUUUAAAGAAAAACAUCCUGACACACACACAUAACUCCUAAAGGCUUUCAGGGGGUUGGGAGUAAGGUUUAGAACAUAUACACAUUUUACCAAAAUUCCCCAGGUGAUUCUUGAUAUGAAUUACAUUAUAAGUUUUAAAAUGAUAAAUUACAUAUUGCAGAUAUUAAAGUCUAUUUUUAAGUUACGACAUUUAUGAAGGACUACUGGCAGGAAUGUGUGAAUAUGUCUGUUACUCUUAGCUAAUGGCACCCAUUUACUGUACUAAGAGACAAGAGACUCAGCAACUGAUCUCAAACAUAAAAAAACAGAUUCAGUCUGAUAUGGUAUGGUACUACUUAUACUUAGCAGUACCAUCUUCAUAGAAUACAUGCUUCCAGAAUGUUUAUUAGCAUACUUUAAAAUCACUCUGCCAUUAUUAAACAUUAGUUUUGAAAUUAUAGCCAUCCAUGAUUUACUUAUUUCAGAUCAGAUGACUUCCAUUCUAGUCUAGCUUUUUUAAUUUGUAAGGGGGGAAGAAAACUUACAAUGCACCUUUCUCCAGCAAAUUUCAAAUUGAAAACAUUACCUGCUAUGAUAAUGCACUUGCUAGUACUACACACCGUGUACAAAGAAAAACAGAGACAAGAGGUAUGCAAAGAUAAAACCUCCUUUUGUUGACACUUAAACUGAGUAAAGUUCUGAAAUGCAGAGAUGAUCUCUGACAUUUAUAAUGGAUACCUGUAUGUUCUUACUAUGUAAAUAAAGUUGCUGGUAUGAAGUGACAUUAAAGUUUGUCAAUAAAUGAAUUCUUCCUAACUUUACUCCCAGAAGAAGGUUUAGAUAAACUAUAGCUUUUUUAACAUAUAAGUCUACUUUGGAACAUAGCAAUACAGCUUAUACUGUAUGAAAGUUUUAUGACUUUCUUCUUUUUAGAUUUUCAUAAUUGACUGAGGUAUUAUUACAUCUCCAUUUUUUGCAUAUGAAGAUAAUGACUUGCUCCAAGUAAUCCAGGUAGUAAAUAGCUAGAAUUUGAACUCUAAAGCCAUGCUUUGCUGCCUGUAAGAUUUUUCUAGAACACAUCUGAUUGUAAACCAUUUUGAGUGUAUGUUUGUGCUUCACUUGAUGCUCAGGGGAAAUAGGGGUGCUAUUACCUUCGAUUUUUCAGAUGUUGGAAAUAGUUCUGGAGAAUCAACUUGCCUAAAGAAUGUAGAGCUUAAUUUAACUAAGUCUUGAUUCCAAAUCCUUUAAAUUUGACCUGAAAACUUCCCUUACUGGAAUGUCUUUUGAUAUUCUCAAAUGAUUAGAUAUUUAGUAUAUAUAUUUUGCCUCUAUUUUAUCUUGUUGGUUACUUAACUUUUCACUUCAUCUCAAGCUGCAAU